Messenger RNA from Nicotiana attenuata, 2977 nucleotides. Its product is annotated as transcription factor GTE4-like. The record is from RefSeq and is a predicted model, not a curated record. The transcript is spliced from 5 exons. Gene Ontology annotation, molecular function: protein binding. Lineage: Eukaryota; Viridiplantae; Streptophyta; Magnoliopsida; Solanales; Solanaceae. The coding region runs from base 337 to 2385 and encodes 682 amino acids.
AAGAAAAAGAAUCAGGCGAGUACAUUUCGGAUCCCAAAACUUACUCUCAAUCGCGCUCUCUUAUCUUUCGAUCUCUUCGCUAAAAUUUUCAAUUUCCAAACCCUAAUUUUCCCCCAGAUUUCCCCCUCUUAUCUUUAUUUACCCAAUAGAUCCUUCAACUUUUCCUAAUUUUCCCUUUUUUUUCUCUUUCAUUAUUUCCAAAAAACCCUAGAUCCGUACGACAUUCGAUUUCCCUGAAAUUGGGAAUUUUGGUUCUCAAUCGGUCUAGGUUUUCUAAUUUUUUCACUCUGCAAAUCAAUUUCUCUUUUCGGAAACCCUAGCUCCCAAUUUGUAUGUAUGACUUCAGAUGCUAAAGGUUUGAAUUUUAGAGAGAGGCUUCGUUGGGGCGACGGUACCAAAGUUUAUACCCGAAAAAAGCAUAGGAUCCAGAAGAAGGAUAGCAGUAACAACGACGUUUCUCCGGCGACCGCCGCCGCCGCCGUAGAAGAAGCCGUAGACGUAGCCGUAUUGGACACCAAUGUAUGCGAUGAAAAGAGCAAGCUUUACGAAAAUAAUAAUGUUUCGCAGCCAAUUUCACAAACCCUAGAGGCAGAUGGGCACGGUAGCUGUGGAGGAGCGGCGGUUUCAGAUGGAGGAGACGGUGGCGCUACGAUGGAGGGUAACCGGGAGGUAGCCCCGGAAGGCAGUUGUGGUGGUCUGCCUAAUCAUGAAGAAGGAUCACAACCUAGGGAGGAUCUUGAGGUGGCUAAUAGGUUGGUUAAACCGGUAAUUUCUAGACUUGAAGAUAGGGUUAGGAUUAGUUUAACUGGGGCAAGGUCGGGAAUUGAGAUUAGAGAUCUUAGAAGGACGCUAGAGAGGGAGCUCGAUCAUGUUAGGAGUUUUGCGAAGAAACUUGAAGCUAAGGAGUUUCAGCUGACUUCGCGUAACAUUGGUAACAAUGGUAGUGUUGUUGCUGUUCCUGGUGAUGCCGUUGUCUCCCAUAGUUAUCCACAAUAUAUGGGUAGUGACAAUUUGCUCAACAGUAGGUCUUUAGUGCGAGUGCAUUCAGAGGUAGGUUCAGUGGGGCAUAUCCAACCAAGACCAUUCCGUCCACCUCGUCUUGCAGUUGUUGUAAACAACCACGCGGUUGGUGAAUUUGUGGAGAAGGAGAAGAGGACCCCGAAGGCUAAUCCGUAUUACAAGAAUUCCGAGUUCCUUCUCGGAAAGGACAGACUACCUUCCGAAAGCAGUAAAAAAUUGAAAACCAACGGGAGUGGGAGUGUAUCAAAGUACGGAUUUGCAUUUGGGUUUGGAACAUUUGAUAAGCAUAGAAAACAACUGUUUCGAAGUUGUAGUGACCUGCUUCAGAGGUUAAUGAAACAUAAGCAUGGUUGGGUGUUCAAUGAGCCGGUAAAUGUAGAGGCUCUUGGGCUCCAUGAUUAUCAUGAUAUAAUUAAGCAUCCUAUGGAUUUGGGCACUAUUAAGAAUAGGCUAUCCCAGAAUUGGUACAAGUCUCCGAAGGAAUUCGCAGAGGAUAUAAGACUUGUCUUUAGCAAUGCCAUGACUUAUAACCCUAAAGGGCAGGAUGUUCAUGUAAUGGCCGAACAGUUGUCACAGAUUUUUGAAGAGAGGUGGGCUGCUAUAGAGGCCAAGUAUAAUCCAGGGUGGAGGUAUCAAAUGUAUCAUGAUGCAGGCUUGCCCACUCCCACUUCAAGGAGGGCCCAUCUUCCUCAUCCUUUUGUCCAUGAACCUGUGCCUUAUCAUACACUUACACAUUCUCCUCGAGCAAGGACUUUAGAAAGGUCUGAGUCAAUUACUGGGGCAGCUGAUGCGAAUAAGAAGCCCUUCAUUUUCUCUCAUGUUGGUAGGACACCAGUUCCCAAGAAACCUAAAGCAAAGGAUCCCAAUAAGAGGGACAUGACGUAUGAAGAAAAGCAGAAACUUAGUAAAAAUCUUGAGAAUUUACCUUCAGAAAAGCUUGAUGCAAUUGUUCAGAUCAUUAAGAAGAGGAGCACAGCACUUAAUCAGAAUAACGAUGAGAUUGAAGUAGACAUAGACAGUGUUGAUGCAGAAACUCUAUGGGAGCUGGAUAGGUUUGUGACAAAUUACAAAAAGAGUCUGAGCAAGAAUAAGAGGAAAGCUGAACUUGCCCUUCAAUCCAGAGCAAGAGCUGCUCAAAGUGCUCCUGCUGCAAGUUCCGGCCCAAUGGUUGCUGAUGCACUAAAAGAAAGCAGACCUGGUGAAAUGCAUACUAGUGCUCCUUCUACCAAUGCAGAAGGUGGGAGACCAGUGGAUAAUGCAAGCAGUUCCAGCAGCUCAAGCAGUUCUAGCAGUGAUUCAGGAUCAUCCUCCAGUGAUUCUGAUAGCGAUAGUUCAUCUACGUGUGGAUCGGAUGCAGGGCAUUGACUUAGGAUGUGAAGGGAUGUUGGAAUUUUGCAGGAGUUCUUCAGGAAUGUGUUGGGACAGACAUCUUGGUAAUCCCUUGUCUGAAGGGUGUUUCUUUGUGCUUCGCCCAUGGUUCUUCCAAGAACUUCAAGUUUGAGUCAUGAAGUGCUGGUCCUUGAUGAUACUGGAAAGGCGUAAAGGGAUCAUUCAUUUUUACCAUCGUUUAACUUGUAUAUCUAUAUCGAUACAAGGUGGUUUCUGUGUCGAAACUGAAUACUAAAUCAGAUUGGGUACGGGGAUGAUGGGAGAAAUGCAGCACCUGUACAUAGCCAAGAUUGCUUGACCAGUUUGAGUGGAAAAAAUCUUGUGUUGGGAUUUUAUUCAUUUGAUUACACUGCUGCUAGAGCUACUAGGCAUGAUUGUGUGAGUUCCUGCAACUGCCUGGGUGUACAAAAACAUGUGCAGUUAAUGGUAGGAUAACAUGUAUUAUCGUAUUGUAUAGUAUAAACCUAAGUUGCUCGGACUCAGGUGCAGGUGUCCGAUACAGGUGCAAAUUUAGAUGGUGGAAUGGAUCCUUCAUGAUCUAAAUUAUAAGAUUUGGGGUUAUGGAUUC